CAGCAUGGCUGAAUCCAAGGAACAGUUUUGCUGAUGGACUUCAGUGAUAUUUCUGUCCUACGGGGAUCAAUUAAGGAGUUCAACUUCCUUUAUGUUUGGAGACCCAGGUGCUGAGGUAAAAGCAAGAGUAAGAAAAGAUAUGAAAAAACUUGUAACCAAGAUUGCUUGUGUCAAAUUCUGGAUGAACAGCAAAGUCCAAUUUCCAUUGCUGUUGGGAAUCUUUUAACAGCAAGAAAAUGAAUCUGUGAAGAAGGAAACAUACAAACCUACAAGAUGGAGGAGGAGGCCAGAACGUACCGGUAGAGCUGUGGCUUCUCUUUCUCAAAGCUCUGCCAAAGGUAUGUGCUGUUACGUAACAACUGCACGUGAAGAGAAGACGGAGUGGAAGUUGCUGUCAGAAGAUCCUGUCCUUCUAAGCUGGGCCUGAAGACUUCAGCCAGCUGACUGGUACAUAAACAAAAUCCAGAAGUGAAAAAGGCAAGUCCUUCCGCCACAAUGAGUUCUGAACACAAAGAAAUUGAUGUUGAAAAAGCUGUUGUCAAUGGGCUGAGCGGCAAUGGACAAGAAAAAGCUGUUGACGUCCCUUUAUGUACACGCUCUAUUUCUGCCGUUAAAAUAAUCCCUGUGAAGAAAGUGAAAAGUUCUCCUCACCUAGUGCUGCCUAAAGAAACAGAUCCCACUAAAGUCUGCAGUGGAAAAGGAGCUGUGACCCUCCGGGCAUCUCCAGCCUAUGAAGAGAGUCAGAAGAUCACUUCACCAUGUCCUCAGGAUGUUGAGCCACCUGAAAGUCUGGAGCCAGAAACACCAGAAACAGAUGAUUGGAGGUCGUUAUCUAACACUGAUGCCAACGGGGAUGCCCAACCAUCUUCUCUGGCUGCCAAGGGUUAUAGAAGUGUGCGUCCGAACCUUUCCUCAGACAGCAAGCCCCAGGAUGCCACUGCCACCACCACAGCUCAGCCUGGGGUAAUAGUAGUCCCCCUCCUCCAGGUUAAUCCAGACAGACAGCAAGACGGCAGCUCCAGCACUCCACCACCGCCUCUGGUUCCUUUCGGGCAAGGCUCCGUAUUCCCUGAGACUGUUUCUCCUGGCUCACCCUUGACUUUUCCGACACUAGAUGAUUUCAUUCCCCCACAUCUCCAGAGGGGCUCCCACCAUAACCAAGCACCCUCUGCAUCUGGCACAUUACCCUCUGUUUACCCAAAACUGCCAUUCUUCUCAUCACCACCUUCACUUGUCCCUCCAGUCACAGGGGCUUUGCACAGGGGCUUGAAGCCUGAAAUCACUGGAGUCAUCUCACGUACAGACCCAAGUUCUGUGUUAAAUGAAGUGACUCAGUCUGGCACUGGCACUGACUAUCCAACCUUCACUUCAAUCAACAAGUCUUCCUCUGCCUAUCCCUCUACCACAAUCGUCAAUCCCACUAUUGUCCUCUUACAGCACAAUCGAGAACAGCAAAAAAGGCUUAGUAGCCUAGCAGAUUCAGUGCCAGACAGACUGGUUUCUGAUAAAGUUGAUUCAGUGCUCAUUCGGGACAAGCUGGUUCAAGAGACAGUGCCAAGUGAGAAGAGGGCCAUGGAGGAGAAGAGAAGCAUUGUCAAGAGCCCUCAGCGCAUGGCUGAUACUUCCGUUGAUGAUAUUGGCAUUCCACUGAGGAAUACAGACAGAUCAAAGGACUGGUACAAGACAAUGUUCAAACAGAUCCACAAGCUAAAUAGAGACAUUCCUGAAGAAAACCCUUAUUGCCCUACCUACAUAUUUCCUGAACUUCCUGAAAUCCAGCAAAAAAAUGAAGAAGACAAUCCUUAUUCUCCUACAUACCAGUUUCCUGCGUCUACUCCUAGUCCUAUCUCUGAAGAUGAAGAUUCUGAUUCAUACUCUCCUCGUUAUUCCUAUUCUGAAGACAGCAGAACCCAGCUUUCAGUUCCCCGUUCCAAGAGUGAGACAGACAAUAUUGAUUCAGAGAAGGUUGUUAAGAGGUCUGCCACUCUGCCACUGCCAAACCGUACUUCGUCACUGAAAACAAGCCCGGAAAGGACUGACUGGGAGCCUCCAGACAAGAAGGUGGACACCAGAAAAUACCGUGCAGAGCCCAGGAGCAUUUAUGACUAUCAGCCAGGAAAAUCCUCAGUUCUGAACAAUGAAAAGAUGACUCGGGAUAUAAGCCCAGAAGAGAUAGAUUUAAAGAAUGAACCUUGGUAUAAAUUCUUUUCGGAAUUGGAGUUUGGGAAACCGCCAUUUGUUCACAUGCCUCCAAAAAAGAUUUGGGAUUAUACUCCUGGAGAUUGCUCUAUCCUUACUAGAGAGGAUAGAAAGACUGAUCUAGAAAAAGACCUCUACCUCUACCAGACUGAGUUAGAGGCAGAUUUAGAAAAAAUGGAGAAGCUUUAUAAAGCGCCACAUAAAAAGCCACAUAAGAAUACAGCAGGUGUUACUCCUCUGGAAACUUCCACAGACCAUUCUUCCUACUCCACAUAUUCACCCAACUACCAUACAGUGAAGAGGGAGUCAGAACCAGCACUGGUGGACUCUGCUGCCUUAGAGAAUGAAAGGCAGAUUUACAAGAGCGUGCUGGAAGGUGGAGAUAUCCCAUUCCAGGGUUUGAGUGGUCUCAAGCGACCUUCUAGCUCUGCUUCCACAAAAGUGGAUCGUAAAGGUGGGAAUGCUCAUAUGACUGCACCCUCUUCAGUUAAUAGCCGAACCUUUAACGCUAGUCAUACCGGUAUGUUAGGUCACGCAUGUAAACAUAAGAAGCCCUUAUCAGCUGCAAAAGCCUGCAUUACUGAAAUCCUCCCUUCUAAAUUCAAACCCAAACUAGCAGCUCCACCUGCUCUUGUGCAGGACAAGAAGGGUAUCUUGCUGUCUCAUGAGAAAGCUCAAAGCUGCGAAAACCUUCGUAGCUCCAUUGCCUUGUUCGAUAAUAAAAAAGCUUUCAUGGUAGACAUAGGGGAAAGCAUAGAAAACAUGUUGAUGAAGUCGAAGCAGGAGUAUGCCAUCAAAUCCGGCAGUACCAUGAGCCUGCAGGAGUAUGGCACCAACUCUAGGAAAGGCUACCUGUUCCCUGCCUCCAGGAAGAGUGGGAUGGAGUUUUCAAUGCUCUAUAAAGACAUGCACCAGAUCAACCGCUCCAGGAUCCAUUUGGGCACAGUCUCCUCCUGCAGUGUGAGGGAUAUUGCAUCUCAGUUUGAGAAUGAAGCAAAGGACAGGCUGGAGCACAGCCUUAGUCGAGAGGAUUCAGAGCAAAUCCCCAAACACACCGUUUCCUCCCGUAUCAGUGCCUUUGAGCAGCUGAUCCAGAGAUCCCGAUCAAUGCCCUCCCUUGACUUUUCCACUGGGCAAAACAAAUUCACCACUUCUCUCCAGUCUAAAACUUGUCUGAGUUCUGCCUACUCUGCAGAGUUUCUUCUGGAUUUGCCAAAAGCACAGCAAGAAGAGAAGGAUGCUGCCAGCUUGGCAGAUAAAUCCUCCCGCUCCUGCAGCAACGUGGAGGACACUGCUUCAGAUGUCAGUGAUGCUAUUCCUAUGGACACACUUUCAGCUUGCAUGGAUGAGGUAGAUCUCCUGUCAAAUGCAUCCAAUGACAGUGGCGGCAGCAGCAGCAAUCUCAAUGGGCCUCAGAAGCAUAAAAUCAACAGAUGCAAAGGCGCAUGCCCAGCUUCCUACACCAGGUUCACUACCAUCCGAAGGCAUGAGCAGCAGCAGGCCUCCAGGAACCCUGAAUCCAAAGGGGAUGUCUAUGGGGACAGACACAUGCUCCCCAGAAACGUCUACCUAAUGAGCCCACUCCCCUUCCGAUUGAAAAAGCCCUUCCAACACAAAUCCUGCAGGACUUCUCCCCCAGACUGCCUGGGAAGCCUGGCAGUGCCCAGUCCUGAGAACCCAGAUGACCCCAUACAGCUGCAGGGGAGUGUAGGAGACAAGAGUCACCACUCCCAGCACCAACUGUGCUCCAGAAGCAGGCCUCUAGCCCCCAGGCGCCUGUCUUCCUUUGACAUUGUGGAGAGGCUUAGCUACUUCCCCACCAUGGGAUCUGGCCAAGAUAGCUUCAUGGGCCGGGCUGACACUCCUGACUCCUUAAGCAAUGGGAACCCUGUUCCAUAUGCCCUCUGUCACAGCCUGGACACAAACAACAAUCCGCAAAGUGAACUUGGGACGUGCCUAGGAGAUUCAGAAUCACCAAGGCAUUUUGCACCAGUUGAUUACAUGGAAACUCCAGAAGAAAUUAUUCGCAGACGGCACGAUGAUAAAGAGAAACUUUUAGAGGACCAGAGACGGCUUAAACGUGAGCAAGAAGAAGCUGAUAUUGCAGCUAGAAGGCACACAGGGGUUAUUCCAACGCACCAUCAGUUUAUCACUAAUGAGCGAUUUGGGGACCUCCUAAAUGUAGACGAUACAGCAAAGAGGAAAUCUGGGUCAGAGAUGAGACCUGCUAGAGCCAAAUUUGACUUUAAAGCACAGACGCUAAAGGAACUUCCUCUGCAAAAAGGAGAUAUUGUUUACAUUUACAAGCAGAUUGACCAGAACUGGUAUGAAGGUGAACACCAUGGCAGAGUUGGCAUCUUCCCACGAUCAUACAUAGAGCUCCUCCCACCAGCUGAGAAAGCUCAGCCCAAAAAGCCAUCACCGUUGCAAGUAUUGGAAUAUGGAGAUGCUAUUGCUAAAUUCAACUUCAAUGGGGAUACCCAAGUGGAAAUGUCCUUCAGAAAGGGUGAAAGGAUUACGUUGAUUCGACGAGUGGAUGAGAAUUGGUAUGAAGGAAGAAUCUCUGGCACCAGUCGCCAAGGCAUCUUCCCUGUCACUUACGUGGAGGUGCUCAAACGGCCAGUGGUCAAGAAUGCCAUUGACUAUCCUGACCCACCAACGUCCCUCUCCCCUAACCGCAGCAUGACAGCUUCACCACAGACUGCAGACUCAAAAGCAUUCUCUUCAUCUGCUCCUCUUUCUUCCUCUGCCCUCUCUUCCUCUACUGUCACAACACAGCCACCUCCCAGACUUACACGCAGAGUCAAUAAGCCACAGCCUUCCCACCAUUCAUUGAGAGCUGGACCAGAUCUCACAGAGUCUGAAAAGAGCUAUGUGCAACCUCAAGCACAGCAGCAAGGAGCCAGCCCUGACAGAAGUCAAACACCACGAGACAUAGUUAGUUACCAAGCCCUCUACAGCUACACUCCUCAGAACGAUGAUGAGCUGGAACUGAGGGACGGUGACAUUGUCGAUGUCAUGGAAAAGUGUGAUGAUGGCUGGUUUGUGGGUACAUCCAGGAGAACAAGGCAAUUCGGAACCUUCCCAGGCAAUUACGUGAAGCUUCUGUACCUGUAAAAUAACAGCGAUCCCAUCAUGACCGUGAUGGGGUUGUUUUCCAGAUGGUGUUUUUAAACAGUGAAGAAACAGACAAUUUAUGAAUGUAAUAGACAAGAGAUGAGACAUGUUAGGAGGAUGUGGUUAUGUGGUACAGUACUGAGUUGAAUGUGUAACCCUGCUUCUACUGAUUCAGGGUGUGAUUUGUUUGCUGAAGAAGAGACAGUUUCUAGUUUACAGUGCUGCCUUUGUGUAUUCCUCUCCCCUCCCCAGCAAGAGUUCUGGUGAUAAUCUUAAUUUGUAUGGAGUACUUACCUCUGAGAAGGCUUCAGGGAAGCACACGGUAUAGGUUUUGUUUGUGUGUUGAGAUAGUGUAGUGCUUUGGGGCAGUAUGCAGCCUUGCUGCUGCUGCCUUUCACUGGCAAGGUUCGGGGAGGCCAGGCUUUCUUCCCGGUUUCUGCCUCCUUGAAGACUCACUUUGCUCUGCCUUCCACUUCCAUAGAAAACCCUUCCUUCAUGUCACGCACCUUAAGACCCAGCAGAGGCAGAGGACAGCUGAUAUGGUUAAACUGCAGACCUCUGUGUAGAAAAGGAGUUUGGGACUGGUGGUUUAAUCCAGAGUUCAGUCAAAGCAUAAUGCUAUCGUGCAAAAAUCCCAAACCUUUUAAUAACGUAUUGCCUAUCUCUGCAGGGUUUUUCUUCUUUUGUGCAGGGGGUGUGUGUGUGUGAGUGUACUGAGUGCAUCAAAACAAACCGAGUCCUAUUUUUUAAAGAGAAAUCAGCCUGGCUUUGACAUUUAUCUGCACAAAGGACAGAACCAAUAAACAGAACAUCUGUGAGAGCAAAUGCUGUUUGAGUCCUAUGGCCGUUCACUUUCUCUGCUUCAUCUGCUCUGUUGCUGGCCGUAAAGGAUCACACACCUUUCAAAUCAUACUCUUUGGGAUGAAGACUUUGCUUCUUUCCCAGCAUUAAAUCUUAGAAGCUCUGAUAAAUCUGAGCAACAUGUUGAUGAGGGUGCCUUUUUUUUUUUUUUUUUUGUCUUUUUGGUUACAGUGUCAAUGGUAGGUUUCAAAUAAAUACAUGCAUUUUGGCUGCCUCUUAGUCAUAUAAAAAAGUCUAAUCAAUUUGGAAAGCUGUUUCCAGCAGUUAUUACCAGUUAUAGAUUCCUAUUCCCUUGAGGAAAAAAAACAAAAAACAAAAAACAAAAAACCACAAACAUGUCUUGGCUGUAUGCUUGCCUGUAAAUCCACUAUGAAUACUCUUUUGAUAGACAUUUUGUUAUGAAGAAAAAGCAUAAACAAAACCGGUUCUAUCAGAUUCUGCUUCCUACAGUUACCAUACAAAUAGCAAAGGGUUAGAUUGCUAUUUUGUCAUAAGCCGUAUUUAAUAAUAUAAAAUGCCUAUUUUUAUGCUGAUGCUUUUAUACAGAUUUAUUAAGAGUAACUGCAACUAACUGUUAGCACGACUUGCAAUGUUUUGAUAAACUAGCCAUGCUCCUGGGUUUGAAAUCAAGUAGGCUUGUCUUCCGUCUAGGUGAGCGGAAGAGAAGACUCAGUGUCUCAGAAGUUUGACUGUAAAUAUGUAUAUUUAACUUUGUACAGACAAUGUACUUACCUUGUAUAGAAAAAUAAUUUAAACACAUUGAGUGAAGGGAGGAAAAAAAAAAGGCAGUUGUGAAAGGUUAGGAUUUCUUCCACUUUUAUUUAAAUGAUGGAAUUCCAUGUAUGUUCACAUAAAGAGUUUUAGCACAAAAUAUACAUUAUGAAAGGGUUUCAGAUAUGACACAAAACACCACUGUUUCUUUUCUGCAGGAGAUACCUUUAAUCCUGUAUCUUAUUUAUGAGUUGUUUUAUUGCUUUGGGUUUGCCCUCCAGUUAUUUGCAGCAAUAUUUAGGCCUGUUGCUAGCAUUGGAUAACACCAAAUUAAUCUAUCCAGCAAAGUAACAUGAUGAUACUGACUGUAUAUAACAUACUCAUUUAAAGGUUUAUUUUUUGUUCUUGCUCUUGCCAUUUUAAGUUACACACACACACACACACACACACAAACCGCAACUUAUUUUUGUGUUGAUUUUCUGUUUCUUAUUGCAGUGGAUUACUAUUUGACAAUUAAUAAAUGGAAUUACUGAAUUACUGUUGUGUUCUUGUACAAAUUAUUAAAUAAAGUCUAUUCUCGCUG
Tyto alba (common barn owl) is the source of this 7471-nucleotide messenger RNA. RefSeq names its product sorbin and SH3 domain containing 1 (gene SORBS1). The coding region runs from base 496 to 5316 and encodes 1606 amino acids. Gene Ontology annotation, cellular component: cell-substrate junction; nucleus; cytoplasm. Lineage: Eukaryota; Metazoa; Chordata; Aves; Strigiformes; Tytonidae. The record is from RefSeq and is a predicted model, not a curated record. Gene Ontology annotation, biological process: cell-substrate adhesion. The transcript has 39 exons. Gene Ontology annotation, molecular function: protein binding.